This is a messenger RNA of Mercenaria mercenaria, 20896 nucleotides long. RefSeq lists its product as uncharacterized. The record is from RefSeq and is a predicted model, not a curated record. The transcript is spliced from 6 exons. Bases 225 to 7427 code for a protein of 2400 amino acids. Lineage: Eukaryota; Metazoa; Mollusca; Bivalvia; Venerida; Veneridae.
CCCACUCACUCUGCGUUGCCGAUACAUGCACGCGCAUGUCAGCCGGGUCAACGGAAAGUUGACGUGGCAAACGAACAGUUACUUGCGUGAGAUGAAAAUAAAGAAGACAUUAGCUGUUUUAAGUCCAUGACAGAGAAAUGCACGGUGAAAGACAGUGGUCUUUAAUGUUACACGUAUAAUAUUGAUAUAAUACAUUUCGGACGCUAGAUGAUAAAAUAAGUAAAAUGGAUCACAAAAACCAGCUGAAGAAGUCCAAAUACAAAAACUGGGUGAAAGGCGGACUUGCACUGAAAUAUUUAAAGGAUGGCAUAGUAGGAUUUGUAGAUGAAAUUGUUAAACUUGAGCACACCAGAAUAAUUAAAGAAGUUAAACAAACGACUGUUUUAGUAUGUACUCACUGCAAUUUUAGAAAUUUGAAACCCCAACAUAAACAUUCUACAGACACCACAACAGGCAAGUAUUGUUGUCCCUGGGGACAAGUUAAUUGCAACUGUUUGGAUAAAAAGAAAAAGCCUUGUCCAAAUAAGGUAUGCGAUACCAUUUUUGAAGAAGUACUUAAGUGUCACAGUUCUACACCACCGGCUCCAAACUGGAAGAAUACAGAUAUACACAAAUGGUGUUCAAACCCUCUGGAGAUCGCAAAAUGCUACAUCAAAGCUCCAGGCUAUGCAGACAAAGUAACGAUCAACGACAUCGAUGUUCAAGGGCUGUUGCAAAUAUUGAUACACAGUAUUAAUCUUCAAUCACACUUUGAUUGCAAUAUAUCUGGCGAUGACAUUUUCAACAAGACUUUAAUCAGAAGAAACACAUUGUUCCAUUCGCCUUCGAUGGAAAUGGACGACAACGAACUUGACAAAUGCAUUGAUGAUAUCAUUGCUAUUCUUGAAGAUGAAAAAGAGCUCAAGCGAAGAUCGGAUUCAAAAGAAGCAGUCUCAAAUCUCAAACAGCUAAAGCAAAGGGACUUUCACAUCACAACAUGCAAUGAAGCAGACGUUUGCAAAGAGGCAAUGGCUGCCCAUGAUGAAAGAACCAGAGAGCUUGAUGAAAGGGCCAAUGAUAUCCAAACGAUGAUAAAUAACUCAAAACGUGACCUUGAAUCAAGACGAGCUGAUCUUUUGCAAGAGCAACAAGAACAAGGCAGUCAGGUCAAAAGUCUAGAUAUACGUAUGUCAAGUCUGGAAUUGCGUGUCGGAAAGAUAGAAACAGAAAUGUCAGAACUAAAGGAGAGGUUAGAAGGAGUAAAGAAAGAAGUUGACGUACUGAACACUUCUCGAGACUUCAAACACGACCAUUUAGAAUACUUAAAACAGAAGCAAGAUUUACAAGAGCGACUUGUGGAACGCUAUCAGAAUUAUUACGUUAAAACCUCGAUUUGUCCUCUGAAAAGCCAAGAGAACGAUAUAGAUAUCAAUGAGGUGUACACCCGUCCAGACAUGAGGUUAGAACGGAAUACGACAUAUAGCAAAACUAUUAAGAAAACGUCAAGAAUGAAAUGGCCAGAGACUAUGUACGGGUCGCACAUUGACCAAUAUGAAGAUAUAUUUGAGACAGACGGUCACAAGAAUAGAAGAAUUUAUAUAUUAGGCGAAGCUGGGUCAGGUAAGAGUUCCUUUUGCAAAAUGAUGAUUCAAAACUGGUGCAAAUGUUUAAAUGGCGAAACAAAGAAAACUGUCACUCAGACAUCCAUCAGCUCUUACGACUGCAGUGCUUAUGACAGGAAGUUUAUUAUUGAUAUUCCUUAUGAAUAUUUUGGUUACUCUGAUAGUUACUACGAUAGUUAUGAUUCUGAUGUCAUGGAUUCCGAUAAUUACUUAGAUUUGGAGGAUAAAAAACAGAUGAAGAAAUUUCAGUUCUUAUUCUUUAUACCUCUGCAUUGCAUGUCAGGUUUCAGUAAUGAUAUUCUCGACAUGAUUGCAUCUGUUUCAGAAGAUAUUGCUUCAAAACAACUUAUUGACAAAAUACUUCAAAUAGAAUCAGAAAAAUGCCUCAUCAUUGCCGAUGGCCUUGAUGAAUGGAGUCCGGCAGAAUUUAAUAAACCUGUGUUGCUGCAUGCUACACAAGGAAUCCCGAACCUAAGUAAGGUAAAAGACGCAACUGUUAUUCUUCUUUCACGGCCUUCAGCCAAAGGUAUCUUGAACAUGAAGUCUUCAGAAUCGGAUCUGAAAAUACAUUUGUUAGGUGUACGUUUGGAGGAUUUAAAUAUAUUCGUUGAAAAAUACAUGGCAAAGUUAGGUAAGAAGUAUUUACUCCACACUUUCCGAAAUAUGGUUGCUGAAACUAAAUUACAGAAUCUAGAGAAAACACCAAUGCUUCUGCAGCAAGUUCUCUGGAUGUACUGCUGUGAACAAAAAAUAGGUAACUCUACCAGUGAUGUCUAUAGCAGAAUUGUGAAUACUAUGCUAGCAUGGAAUGAUGGAAAGCAGAACGAGGAGGAACCGACUAUAAACAUCCGAGCAAAUGCUGAUGAUCAACAUGAAAACUGGCAGUUGCCCAGGCUUUUUAAUCGGUUUCCCAGAUGUAUAUCCAGUCAGUCAAUUAUUUGUCCUUUGAGUGAGGUAGCAUUUCAAACACUCCUUUCUUCUGCAAUCUUUAGUCGAUCGGACUUGAAAAAGAAAGGUCUUUCGAAUGAUGACAUUUCUACAGUUCUCAAAUUAGGACUUGUGCGUGAGGAAAAUUGUUUUGACCCAAGUUAUGAAAAAACACAAUUGUCUUUUACGCACAAAUCAUUUCACGAAUGUUUUGCUGCCCUUUGUAUCACUAGUCAUUGUCCGAAAAACCAACAAUCAAUUGAAAAUAAUCAGACGUCUAACAUAGACAAGCUGUUUAAAGGCACGAGGUCAGUUGAUGAUAUACUGCAGUUAGAAAACAUGCUAAUUUUAGUGUGUGGGUUUUCGCCAUAUAUAAUUACGCAGAUGUCUAAGCGCAUAUAUGAAGCUGUUUUGAAUGAUGAACAAAUAGUUGAAUAUAGAAAGAUGCCACCCCGUGAUAGAAUGGUUUUAGCACGCAAAGUAUUGCAGGUUCAGCGACUAAUUUCGAAGUGUGCUGCUGAGGCAGAACUGAAUGGUUUGCAAGAUUUAAGGACACUGAUGCUGUGUGAUAUACAACUAUGUGACUUCACUGAGACUAGCCUAUUGCAAAAAAUCAUUACAAAUAAAGUUUUAUCACUGAACAUGUUCGCAUAUGGACUGCAGAGGUGUGAAAUCGAGCGUAUAUCUGAAAUGAGACAGAUUCAGUCAUUAUAUAUAAGCCAAGAAGAUGACAAAUGUCUGCCCCAUGAAUGUUGCAAUAUUCUAGCAUCUUUUCUGUCGCAUGUUGUCACUUUAAGAAGCAUACAUCUACUAGGCGUCACUUGCCAGAUGAAGGAGUGCAAUGGUCAUAGUUUUGAUCUAUCAAAGAACCAAGAACUGGGGACUGUUUCCGUCCAGUGUUUGCAUAUGUGUGUCUCUGAUAUCAAUUCUAAUGCUCUCGAAUCGUUCACAGUUGAUUCAAUCGGGUUUCAUGAAGAUAAUUUUGCCCGUUCCUUUUCAAGUUCCUUGUCAAGUUCAUUAUCAGAUACUAGAUAUCUCAGAUAUCUUGACAUCAAAGGUAUGGACGCUGGUUGCAAUGAAAUCGAGCAUCGUAGCAUAGAUUUAUCUGGAAAUGAAGAAUUACAGGCCUUAAAAAUUACUGACUCUAAAUAUUUGAGCAUUUCCAAUGUGUAUUCUAUUACAUUGCAGUCAUGUGUGAUUGAAAAUUGUAUAUUGUCACACAAUCAGUGUGAACUAUUCUCAUCAGCACUGCAGAAAUCUAUAGGAUUAGAAAGGCUUGUUCUGAAUCACAUACGAUGUGAUAAGAAAUGUUGUGAAGGUCAUAUUAUCAGUAUGGUAAAUGCAAAGAAACUACAGUCACUUACAAUGUGCAACUGUGAGUAUCUGUGUGUUUCAAGCAUCUCUCAAAGUAAUCUGAAGUCAUGUAAGAUAAUGAAUUGCCUUUUCGCACACGAACAAUACGCAUUACUUUCAACUUUACUUUCUCAGUCAUCGGUUUUGAGACAACUCGAUCUGAGUGGAAUUCGGUGCAAAUCUCAGAUAUGUGAGGGUCAUUCUGUUGCUUUAUCCCAUUGUGAUCAACUGGACACACUUUUACUUGAUCAUGGUGAGCGUUUAUUUAUCACAAAUGUUUGUUUUGGGAAACUUAAAAAUUGUACAGUGGAAGAUUUUCUGUAUUUAUCAAGUAGUGAUAGCAAAAUUGCUUUAAGUCAACUGGAGCUGAAUGCUUGUAAAACUCCACAGAAUUUACUUGGCACAGAAAGUGCCAGCCAAAGAUCCAAUUACAGAAUUAUCUACCUCCAUGAGAACCAAGAGUUUUACAAUGAAUAUUCGUCUAGAAAGGAAACACAAAAUCUUGCCUAUUUACUUUUUGACCGUGUGUGUUCCGGACUAGUAGACCACUUUUGUCUCUUGUCGUGCACAAUCAAGGAUUGUCAUCUUUCUCAUAAUCUCUAUGACUCCUUACUGCUGAAGCUAGAAGAAGCAGCAAGUCUGCGGCAACUAGAAAUGCACAAUAUUAGAUGCGGGCAAAAUAUGUGUAAUGGUCAUAUUAUCAAACUAGCGAAGUUCACAGGUCUUGAAGCAUUUACUUUAACGAAAUGCAAGUCUUUAUCUGUUUCACACGUGUGUUCAGUGAAACUAUCAUCUUACGUAGUGAAAAAUUGCAUCUUUCCCGACAAGCCUAGGACACAGUUAUUGUCGUCAAAGUCCAAAGUUAUUUCUUCAAGUACACUUGAAAUUGAUGAUGCAGCAUUUGACAAAGCUAACAGUGAAGAACAACAAACAGAUCCAUCGAAGCAGUUGAAGCUUCGAAGGCUUGUGAUGAUGCGCUGUACUAAUCCACGCUUGCCAAAUAUAAACACUUCAGUUUUAACUAAAUGUUAUAUAAGUGGAUGUACCUUUUCCCAUGAGCAGUACACAGCGUUCACAUCAUCACUGCGAUUUGCAUUGCAAAUAGCCAGUUUCUGUUUCAGUGAUUUAAGAUGUAGCUCAAAUCAUCAGUGCCAUGGUCAUUCUAUCGAUCUUUCAAACAAAGCCCAUUUAAUGACACUCAAAAUUCAUAAUUGUGCUCAUCUGCGUAUCUUAAAUAUCUGCUCGAAGUCACUCUCAUUCUGUCAGAUCGACAACUAUACUAUGUCACAUGGGGAAUGUAAUUCUUUAUUGUCGUCUAUUGAACAGGCAGUAUCUUUAAGGUACCUUAAACUUUGCAAUACUCGAUUCGACAGAUGUGAAACUAAGGUGAAAGCCCUGAACUUGUCAAAACAUUUAAAGAAUAUCACUUUAAUGGCAUGCAACGAUCUAUUUUUUUCAAAUAUUCGUUUUAGAAGUGUAAGGUACUUGAUGAUUUGCAAUCAAGCUCUCAGCCAUCAGAAUUGUUUAACGUUGUCAUUAUUAUUUAAGCACGCAGUGUCAAUAAAGCGAUUAAAGAUCAGUCAUGUCCAAUGUAGGGAGAAUUUAUGUGAAGGCCACAUGAUCGAUACAACAGAAACCGGUCAAUUGAUAUCUAUCAAAAUUAUACGUUGUAGGCAUCUCUAUUUAUCCCAUUGCCCUUUACGCCUAGAAGCAUUUAGACUUGACGACUGUCGACUCCCGCACGAAACAUAUGAAUGUCUCGCAGUAUCUUUGACGCAAUCAAAGUCUUUAAAAAGGCUUGAGUUGAAUAACAUCAAUUGUAUGAUGGCAACAUGUGAUGGACAUAUUUCAGAUUUGUCAGAACUGAAAGAACUCCACAUCAUAGACUUAUUGAAUUGUAAACAGCUAUCAGUCUUAAAUAUCUGCUCCAGUACAAUACAGUCAUGUCGGAUCAGCAACUAUUUGACUUCCCAUGCGCAAUUUAGAAUUUUAUUGUCAUCUUUAGAAGAAGCAACUUUGUUAGAACAGCUAGAACUUACAAAUGUCCAGUGUGACAAAAAUGAAUGUGACGGACAUGACAUUGACCUCUCCAAGCACGCCAAACUUCAAAGUAUUUCGUUUGUUCGGUGUAAGCAUAUGUGUGCGUCCAGCAUCGAUGGCAGUAUGUUAGGAUCUGUUACGGUUCGUGGAUGCGCACUUUCUCAUGAAGAAUGUACCCUUUUAACAACAACUGUAACACAAACGAAAGGUUUGAAACAGCUAGAAUUGGAGAAUAUCAGUUGUAGCCAAGAUAGGUGCGAAGGUCACACAGUCAAUUUAACUGAACAUACAAAACUCCAGACCUUAUCAUUUCAAAGCUGUGGUCAGUUGUUUCUCUUGGGCAUAAACUGCUCUGGACUUAUAAGCGUUUCAGCCGAUAUAUGCUUCUGUGAGCAAAACCAUUUUCUGAAGGAUCUAUCGUCACUUUCUGAAGCAAUACAUUUAAGACAGCUUCGGCUAAACGGUGCACGAUGUAGUAGUCAGACGAAAAUAGAUCAAGCGCCUUUGGAUUUAGCACAUUGCAGGUCUCUUCAGAGCGUGGAUAUGGUAGCUUGUGAAUGCAUACCGAUAUUAAAUGUGGCAAAACUCGAGAUGUGCUCGUUCACAAACUGUGUCUUGCAACACGACCAAUAUUCAUUGUUAUGUUCAUCAUUACGACAAGCAAAACACUUAAGACAAAUAAAAUUUCGCAAUAUAAAAUGUAUCCAGUCUGACUGUAGUGGUCAUAGUAUUGACCUUACCAGUCUUCCCCAACUUCUCAGUCUAACUUUGGUUGGUUGUUGGGAUCUUCAUGCUCCUGGUUUUGAUUUUAGCGUGUUAGAAUCGUGUGUAGUCCGUGACUGCGAAUUAACGCACAAACAGUUUCAGUUACUGGUAUCGUUCCUCACAGGAGCUGUGUCUUUACAGCGGCUUACUUUGAGCAAUGUCAGAUGUACAGAAGAUAUGUGUGGAGGUCAUACAUUAGACCUGUCGAAACACACAAAUUUAAAGAAUCUUGCACUGGUGGCUUGUAAGCAUUUUUCUGUGUCAGGGGUAAAUUCAACAGUCCUAGAAUCGUGUACUAUUCAAGACUUGGAUAUUUUGCACCAAACGUUUUCAAAACUGUUAGCAAAUCUGACAGACUCAGCUUUCUUAAAGCAUCUCAAACUAUGCAGCGUUAAAUGUUUGUCUGAUAAUGAGUGCACGGGUCACACAGUAAGCUUUUCUAAACUUGUAGUAAUGCAGAGCCUUGUCGUAAUGUCUUGCAAACACUUAUGUGUUACAAAUAUCACUUCAAAAGUAUUGGAAGUGUUUACGCUCAGUGACAGUGUAAUUUUACAUGAGCUAGGAUGUCAACUUAAUGCAUUUUUGGCAACAGCCUUUUCUCUAAAACGCCUUAAAUUAUGCAAUAUUAAAUGCAAUCUGGAAGGAUGUGAUGGUCACGCCGUCGAUUUGUCUCGGCUCAGACUACUCGAGUAUUCGGUGCUUGAAAAUUGCGAACAGGUGUAUAAAGCAAGCACAGGUUAAUUCAAGCGGAAUAUGUCCUUUUUAUUGAAAUUGGUUCAAACAUGCAACUAAAGAUAUGUUAAAUUUUCUCCUAAAGGCAGAAACUAAUUGAAAAGAAUGAACAACUAAAACCAGUAUCUUUUACUGAAAAACUUGACAUGCAAUGUAUAAAAUGCAGACACAUUUUGUUCACAUAUAUCUUGUAUUCAUUACUAUUUUGUUUUAAUGUGACGUUUGAAAUGUUGAGUAAAUCUACAUUUUACUUUUAUCGGCCUACUUGUUUCCAACUGUGCCAGCAUUGAAAAUUUGACAUACACAUAUUUAUGUAAAGAAAUCAUUUCGUCCAUUAGUACGUUAAAGCUGUGUGUUUGUAAAAGUUCUAACAUAAACAUUCCGUGAUAACCAAAUGCCAUGUCUUUCCAUAUGAUUGUAUGUUUGGGGAUAUCAGUGCAUACAACUGACUGUUUAUAUGGAUAGUUUAUAUAUUAAAUGUCAUAGCAAUAUUCAAAUGUAAACGUAAAUAUAUAGUACAAAUAUCUAUACUUAGAUGUUAGGCUUGAAACCUUUCAAAUCUUUGCCACCAACGUACUGCCUACUUUUUGCUUUUAUUCAGGAAUGUAUAGACAUAUUAAAACAUAAAUGAAAGGAAAUUUAUAUAACCUGAAUGAGUGUAAGAUAUCCUGAUAAGCUUUUAUACAUUUUACUAGAAUAAAUAACUGUACAAUUUCAAGAGGACAACAGAUCUCUUUAUACAUACAUUCCGAGUACAAAAAAUUGUUAAAAUACAAAUACCAGUUUAUAAUUAUCAGCUUAAGAAAUAGUAUUAUUUUCCAGAUCUGAAUUACUCGAAAUGUAAAGGGUGUAAAGAAAGUCCGUUCCGUUUACGCAAAUGACCAUCAUAUUAUUUUACUGAGAUGUUAUAGAAAACAGGAAAUGUUCAUUUCAUUCACUGAAAGACUGCCAAUGACAAUUAUUGGAUAGAUUGAAGUGAAUGUAUGACAUUCGGUGAAAAUAUUCAUUUACUUACAUCUAUUGUUGAAAAUGGCAUUUUCACUAUUAUUUGAGGGAGUAGGCUACUUCCAUAAUUAGCAGUAUAUAGAUGUUGCAGUAUAUUUGUUUUGUUUUAGAUUACAGUAGUUGAUUUUGUAUUGUAAAAAUAAUAAUGCAGAUAUGACAUAAAAUUAUAAUUCGCGCAUAUAAACUGGUACUAGUAACUGAUUGAACAUUUGAGAUGAUCGAUCAUUGUAUACAUAUUUAGAAUUAAAUGAAAACAAAUCUGUAAUUGUUAAUCCUAGAUUGUGAACAAGUACAUAGUAUUCACACUAUAUAUUGAUAGUUAAAAAGACUUAAUUGUUUUUAUUAGCAUUAGACCACAUUGUAAGAUAAGAUAAGAUAAUUUUUUAUUAUAGUGACAUGUGUAUAGUAUUGAUAUAUACAUAUAAAACAAUAUAAAUUGUAAACACCCGGCCCAACGGGCCUAUAUGUCACCUAUAAGAACUAUUUAACAAUAUUUCACGGAUACACACACUAAAAGAACAAAUAAUGAACAUGGACAUUUCAAAUUUAAAGUGAUCAAAUAAUUGUUAGUGACCUAUUGUACGUCAUUUAUAUAUAUAUUUGAUAUAAUAAUGUAGAGAUGUCAGUCAAAGAAAGCAUAGUAUAAAUGUUGUUGUCUGUAUGUCUUUACAAAGUCAUAUGAUUUACACAAAAAUGUAUAAGUAUUUAGAUCUAGUAACAUGAUUUCAUGCUAUAUCAUCUUCUUAAUAUAUAAGAAGUAAUAAACAUGGGAACAUAACAAUAAUAUGUAAAUGCAUUUCAUAAUUUUGUUAUCUGAAGUGUUUCAAAACAAGUGCGUUCUACUAAUAUUACAGAAUAAGCCUUUUGUAUAAAUCAUGCUACUUAUAUAGCACGCUUUUUCUUAUCAUGAAAGCUCUAACAACAAGCUUAGCGCUUUUCUUUGGGUAGUUGUUUAUCAAAUAUUUGAACUUAUCAUCAUGGUUAAUAUAUUCUACACUGGUUAUAAUGUCUCUAAACAAAACGCUCCUGGUAGCAUCAUAUAACGGACAUACUAAAAAGAAGUGUCUCUCAUCUUCGACUUCACCACUAUUACAUAUAACACAUAGUCUUUCAUUUGCGGGUUCUCCGACAUAUCGGCCAGUCUCUACUCUUAGUGGAAGAAUUCCUUAGUGGAAGAAUUCCACACCUGAAUUGAGCACACAUGGAUCUCUCGUGUCUUUUUAAGUCUAAUGACAGAUAAUUUUCACAUCUAAAUUCAGUUUUAAAAGUUAUAUAUGUUCUUAAUUUCGACACGUUUUCGCAAUCUUGUGCCCAAAUGGAGGAAAAGUACUCGUUCAUUUUAUCACGUGCUAUAUUUAUAUUUACCGCUGUCUGAUUAUUAUAAUGAGACAUUAAAUUGACAUUGGAUAAUAUCGUUUUUAUUUCAGAACACCAAGUAUUUGUAUUGAAUGAUCUAUAAUCCGCCAUGAAUACACGCUUGAAUUGUCAAGUUUAACUAAACGAUUCCAGUACUGUAUCAUUAUUAGCCACUGUCUGUACCUGCUUGGUAGCCACCCAGUCUCACCAAUAAGUGCUAAAGUUGGUGUAAAACUGUGAACACCCAGAAAGUAACGCAUUGCACGAUAAUGAAUAGUGUCGGCUGAUUGGUAUUGUUUAAAUCUCGAAACUGAGGAACAGUAGUCUGAAACUGAUGUUACACAUGAGAAGUAGAGUUUCUGAUAAGUAUUAAAACCACACUGUUUCAGAUUAUGGAUUUUUGAUAUCAUGCCCCCAAGAGCUCGACCAGCACUUUUUGACAGCAGCUCACAGUUAUAUCUAAAAUCUUGCUUUUCGUGCAUCAAUACACCUAAGUAUUUAUACCUGUCGACUAUUUCUAAGGUGUAAAUCCCUAAAGUAAAUUCGAAAUCACAUCUAGCGGAGCGGCCUUUUCUGAAAUGUACAACUUUUGAUUUAUCAGUGUUCACAAGGACACGCCAUCUUUUGCACCAAGAAUGCAUUUUAGUUAACAUCCGUUGUAGAUCUUGUUCUGAUUUUGCAAUAAGAACGAUAUCGUCUGCAUAUAGAAGCAUGGAUACCGAUGUAUUACCAACAUUUUUUCUUUCACAAGGUCAUUCACGAAAAUUGAGAAUAUUGUCGGGGACAAGUUAUCUCCCUGUUUUACGCCCGUUUUACACUGGAACCACUCAGUAAGCCCGCCCGCUUUGCUCAGUAGGUACAGCGUCGGUCUACAGAUCGCGGGGUCGUGAGUUCGAUCCUCGGGCGGGGAUUAUCAUUAGUCCUCCACCUCUGAUUCAUGUGGGGAAGUUGGCAGUUACUUGCGGAGAACAGGUUUGUACUGGUACAGAAUCCAGGAACACUGGUUAGGCUAACUGCCCGUCGUUAGAGGACUGAAAUACUGUUGAAAAACGGCGUUAAACCCAAAACAAACAAACAAAAACCACUCAGUAAGUUUUCAAUUUAUCCUUAUACAAGAUAUAGAUUUGCUGUAGCUGGUUUUAAUAGACUGGUAUACUUUUCCAUCAAUUUCAUUUAGGAGAUGUUUGUAGAGCAUCAUAUCUCUGUCGAUGAAAUCGAAACAUUUACGUAGAUCAAUAAGGCUGUAAAUACAGAGUUAUUGUUCCUGAUUAUACUGUCAAGCGUGAAAACAUGGUCCUCACAGGAUCUGUCUGACCGGAAGCCAUUAUGUUCAUCGGCUAAAAGCUCAUUGUCGUUCAAAUACUUUGUAAUUCUUUUAUUAAGAAAUGAACUAUACAGUUUGCUUCAGCACGAUAAUGAAGGGAUAAUUCCAGUAUCGAAGACCAACUGAAAUAACUGUUAAAGGGCACUUAUAACUAUUGGGAAUUUCAGAACAGCACAAGGUAUCGCGUCUAUUCCUCAGGCAGAUUUUGAUUUUGCACUCAUAACAAUAGUUGAUAUCUCACUGAGCGUAAUAUUUUAGUUUAACUGAACAUUCGCUGUAUACAAAGGGUCUAACAAGUUUAAUUCCAGUAACUGUUUAUGUGUUUUGCUUCGAUCGAAAAAUUCCUCAUCGAAGUUACUGUUUUCCUCGUGAUUAUACAACUUUUCAAAGUCAUUUUUCCACCGCUAAAAAACCAAUGUUUCGUCUGAUACAGUAUGUCCGUGUUCAUUUACGAUCUGUAUAGGUAUUGAUUUAUUUUGCCGUUGGCCCAGCCGUCGUAUCUUGUCCCAGAAGUCUCGCGGAUUAGUAGAAGACAUAUCCUCAAUCUCCAUUUCCACUCCUGUUCUGUACUGACGUUCCGUCGUGUGUAAUGUUUUAUCAAACAAGUUUCUAGUGGUAAUGUAUUGCUCACGCAAUGUAGUUUUUAUGUGUCUAUUGCCUUUGCACCGUAAAAAUGAAUUCUCUUUUGCUCUCAUAUCAUUCCACAGGUUAGCCAGGUUUUCCUCCCAGUAGGGUUUCCUGUGUUUGUAUUUCUUUCUUGUUCUCGUCGAAGAAUUAUAUUUUGGUAUAUAAUUAUUCAUUUCUGUGAUAAUACAAUCGCACAGCUUUUCAUUAAUAGUAUCGAUGUCUAACUGUGUUUCCCUAUUUAUUUCUAUACUUGAGAUAUUUGUAAGAGCUAUUCUCUUUAAUUCACUGCUCAUGAAGUCUUGCGGUAUUCUAUUCAAAUUGUAUCUAGGUGAUUUAAUCUCUUGAUCGCUGUUGCCGCUACAAUGGUUUUCUUGGGCGUACCUUGUCAAUUUAAGAUCUAAUCAGGCCUUGAUCUUAUCCCUAGUAAUCCGUCUAGGUCAUUAUCAGAUAUUAUAAUAGACUGUAUAGUCUGUACCUUGAAAGUAGUACAACGCUGAAAUAUAUCGUGGGGGACGCAUAUGUAACCGACUACGGAAGUACCUUUACGUGAAACGGAAGUAAAAUUGUCGUCUGUAGCGUUAAAUCUUCCAUUAAGCACACAGAACUUUGCAUCACUAAAAUAUUCUACAAAUGUGUGGCCAUGUUGGUUUACAGAUUUGUCCAAUACUUGUCUUUCUGGUAUAGAAUCAAUUUCACUGACAAAAUCCGACAAAGAAUCAAUUCCUGAAUUAAAAUCACCAGUCACGAAUAUUGCGUCACUAUCGCUGUUUAAGUAAAUUUGGGAUAACAAAUGCGCAAAGAAUCCUUGUGCGUCGAGUAGAAUUUUCUGGUGGUAAAUAACAUGACGCGACUACAAUGUUAUAUUCACUCGACUUAUCGACAAAGUUUAAUAUUAAUAUUCCAUCGUAUGAUUUGUCUGAUAUGCUUAUUUCAUACUCUGAUGAAAGCCACUUUUUAACUAGUAAUCCGACACCGCCAGCUCCGUUUGGUGCAUUUCUAUGAAUGUCUACUCGAUUAAAUCCAAACCAAGUGUAACCUUCAACACCCAAGUUUUGCUGAUCUCUUAAAUGUGUUUCACUAAGAGAAAGAAUAUCCGAAUCAAUGCAUUGAAUAAUUUUCGACCUAAGUUCACUGUUGUCCCUAGUCCAUCCACAGACGUUCAAAUGGGCUAUUCUUAGAUACCCAUUUGGACCGGAUGUUUCCUAUUCCAUGUUGUUGUGCUGGUUCCCAGCAGUGUGUUCUUGUUGCCUCUCACGCUGAAUUAUACGUCCAUUUGCAUUUACUCUGUAUGAGCAUCUUUGUGGCAAUUCUCUCAGUACUGCACGUGCAUUUAGUUCUAUUAGCCUUUCAGUAUGUGACUUACAACUUUUAAGUUACACAUUUUUAUAGUCGACAGUAUUUUUCAAAUUCAGUGCAUUCCUGAGCACUAGAAUCUUUUCUUCAACAUUUUGGAAGCUGAUUUUUACCAAUGGUGGUCUAUUCUCAAAUCUUGUAGGUAGUCUACAGGCCCCUGUGACCAGUACAUUGUGCGAUACGUCUUCUCCAAAUGCAGCAAUUAAAUUAUUGGCAAUGGUAAUAAGGUCCUCUCCAUCAUUGGCUGGUAUCCCGCUUGCGGUUAUCGUUAAGUCUGUAUCGUUUAAGGGAUUACUAUGACGCCUACCAUGUAUAGGACCACGUGAAUGACCGACAUCAUGCCCUUGAUUACCGUUAUGAUUAUCGCCCGGAGCAUUCGAGCUUGCCUGCUCUAAACUGCAUUGACUGAAUUGUUGUCACUACGUUGUCUAAGCGAUUGCUCUGUUGGUUAAUAUCCAUUGACAACCCGUCACGUAAGGCCCUGACUUUCACAUCAAUCGUUUCUUUCAUUUCGAGUCGAAGUCUGUCCAAUUUUGAAUCUAUCAUUCGCCCGAGACCUUCGCGAUCUUUCUGUAUUUGCAUUACUGUUCCAAGAAUAAAAUCUAACUUUUGGCUAUUUGUCGAUAUUGCGGGUCGAUGUGCAUACGUUUGUAGAAUAUCGUGUAGGCUAAAAAUGUAUGUAUUUUAUGUGAAUCAAUUUAUUUAUAACAAGAUGUAUACAUAAUGUGUUUAAAGUACAUAAAUGUUGCUUGUAAAGCAGUACUAAUUCUAGUGUGAAAAUUAGUUUGGCUUAAAUUAAGGGGAUGGUAGUAUUUAGUGUAGUUAAUUAAGAUAUACUAUUUAAAUACUUUUCAAUAAUCAAAUAAGUGACUCAACUCUUUGCUUUGGAUUGCUUAAAUUUCUGUCACGUGACGAUACAAUAGAAAUUAGUACAUAUUGUACUGUGUAAUUUAAAUGUAUUCGCGGUAUUUUAAGCAUGCAUAACUAUGUCCGAAACCUACAGUCUAGAAAGGUCAUAAUAUUCCCGUAUUGGACUAGAGUAUAAAUUAUCCAUAUUUUUUCAUAUUGGACAGGACAAAUCUUCUUUAAUGCAAGGAGUUGAUAGGGAAUACUUCCCUUGUAUAAUGCAUUUCAUCUGUAGAUACCAGUAAAAUUAAAAAUAAACACUGGGAUAACUUUCUUAUUUCUGACCGAAACAUAUAAGUGUGACGAGUCAGUUCCUAAGUUAGAACAUUUCUUUUCCGAUGAUUAUGGUUUCGGUUAAAUCAUUGAUGAAGAAUUGUUUUUAUGUUUGGCGCUGCAGUAAAGGCAUGAUAUUAAAACUUACAUAUUAUGAGAGAAGAAUAUCAAUUUCUAAUGUGUGUUGUAUUUGGAAAUGAUUCCAGUCAUUAUCUAGAAAUGUGUGAAUAUUUGUCAUUGUUUAUUAUUAUUAUGGUAUGAAAUAAAGAGGUUAUUUAACAGUGUUGAGUACAAUACUGGAUUCAGUUGGACUCGUACACAGUAGUAAUAACCCAUAUUUGGACUCUGCAUUCGCCUCGUCCAAAUAUUAGUUGUUACUGCUUUGUACACGUCCAGUAAUAGUCAGUUUUGUACUUAACACUGUUAAAUAACCCCAUAAUAUUUAAUAAUUUUAAACAAUAUAGAUUUGGACUCACUAUGUUGUGUAAUAUCUAUGACAUGCUAAAUAUUCAGAUUAUAGGUUACAAAAAAGGAAAAAAACAAAUAAGAAAGAAAAAAGUACUUUCAAACUCUAUAAGAAGUUUUUGGUAAUUAAUUCUGCUUAUUAGCUGUUUUUCCUCUUUCUUUAAAGUAGCUUUUAAUACUUUUUAACAAAAGUUAAUUAGGUUUUAAAUGUGUUGUAAUUAUUGAAAACUGUGAUAAUAUUACAUUGUGUCUUUAAUCAUCUCUUAUAACUCUACCAAAGAGUGACAAGGUACAUGUAUAUAGAAAUUUAUGAUGUUUUAAUAUUGAUUUGUAUACUUUGAUUAGACUUUAAUAUACAAUAAAAUCGUUUGUAACAGUUUAUUUGUUAACAUCGACUGUAUUUUUUGUUGUGUUUAUCUGCGUGUGUAUCAGUAUUGUUUAUCUUUCGCAAAUAUUUAGGUACUCAUUAAUCUCCGCCAAUUUAUUCGGGAGUUAUCGUAACGUUAUGCAAUAAUUUUUUCGGAGAAAAAAAAAUGAUUUACUAAUUAAAAAGAUCAGUAAAGACUGUCUAUGGCACGGUAGCAUUGUAGUUACAUCUGCUGAAUAGUAACGCCCGUCAAAAUUCGUGCUGAACGUUGCAAUGUUCCAAGUAAAUUGCUAUGAAUAUGGCUAUGACUGCGAUAUUGUAAGACUUGAGACUCAAACUCCCGACCUCAAGAUUGAAAGCUACAUGCCUGAUCCACAAAGCUAUUUGUUGUCCAGCUGGGAACUGAUUUCAGGAACGUGUCGUAUUGUUUUGUCAAUUUAAAAGCGUUAUCAUUACAUUAUCAAUUUUGGGUAUUUUUUAACGAAUUGCAAUACAGAGUGGAAACAUUUUUGACAGUUACAUGUACAAAACUUUGACUUUUAAAAGCAGCUAUUAUGUAUCAGGCAGAUAAUUUUAAUUGUUUUUAUUACCCCAUCUCCAACAUACUUACCCUAUGUCCUUGAAAAGUUAGUUAACCCAGUAAAGUAUGUAUACAUAUAUCGUUUCACAUGUAUGGCAUUUGUCUGAGAAAAAAGCGUGUCCUACUAGAGAUUUUCAACUUACUUCGACGCGGACUGCGUACUUACAGUAGGGGUUUUCUCAAAAUAUUUAAAGGUUCGCAAAAAAGAAAACAUACUUAGGGUAUAUAUGUUUCUUUUACCUAUACGUGUAGUAACUUUUGCCUUCAUUGUACAAAGUUGUGUAUUGUGAUAUAAUUAUCUGUUAUAAUACAAUACAUACGUUUGAAAAUAUAUGGAUAGUGAACAGGCUACAUUUAAAACACGUAGUCGCAAUUUUCAGAUGUCAUCUAAAUACUCUGUCGCACUUUACUUGCGUUAAGCAGGUUCUUCAAUUAUCCGUAUGCUUUAACAUUUUGUUUUUAUAUUUAGAGACAUUUCUGGCGUUACUUAACCUCCCCGCGAAUCGAACGACAUGACAUGUGAAGUUUCGAACCCACUGUUCUACGAUAAUACUUUACCUUAAUAUGUUCAUGCAUUAAAAAUACAACUUGAAACAUGGAUUUGAAGAUAACGGCGAUUCCUGGUUUUAAUAUGUGUCCGUCAAUACAAUUCCUAGACUAGCUUUUCCUAGCAAAAAAUAAGAAAAAAAAAAACGCAGUACAAAAUAUUAUUGUGAAAAAAAUAAUAAAACAUUCUGACUGAAAAGAAAGUCCGUUUAAUUUUUGUUGCAUAGUAUAAAUACCGUGUUCUCGUAGACUUCUGUACGAAAAAGGUCAUUGUUUUUCAUUAAUUUUGAUAACUGUAUUUAAUGUUCGAUAAAAUAGAAGUUUUACUGAAAUAUCUUGAAUGAUUUAGUUCAACACUUUGUAUAAACAUACAGGAAGUUCUCAUACAUGUAUCUUUCAACCCGUCGAAACGAGAUCCGAUACAUUACGGUUACCACAUUUUAACUAAAUCAUCCUGAAUUAGUUAUAUAUCAGCAUGUCUGGAAAUAAAAAAAAAGGAAAUAGCCACUUCGAAUUUUCAUAAUGAUUAAAUCUGAUAUCAGAAUUGCAUGUUAAAGGGUAAGUUUUAAAUUUACUGUCUUAAAGUGACUAAUCAGUAUGGAUUAUCAGUCUCAACCGGAAUUAUGUCUCCCCCAGGAGACAUAUUGUUUUUGCCCUGUCCGUCCGUCCGUCCUUCCGUCCGUCCGUCCGUCCGUACGUCACACUUCAUUUCCGAGCAAUAACUGGAGAACCAUUUGACCUAGAACCUUCAAACUUCAUAGAGUUGUAGGGCUGCUGGAGUAGACGACCCCUAUUGUUUUUGGGGUCACUCCAUCAAAGGUCAAGGUCACAGGGGCCUGAACAUUGAAAACCAUUUCCGAUCAAUAACUAGAGAACCACUUGACCCAGAAUGUUGAAACUUCAUAGGAUGAUUGGUCAUGAAGAGUAAAUGACCCCUAUUGAUUUUGGGGUCACUCCGUCAAAGGUCAAGGUCACAGGGGCCUGAACAUUGAAAACCAUUUCCGAUCAAUAACUAAAGAACCACUUGACCCAGAAUGUUGAAACUUCAUAGGAUGAUUGGACAUGAAGAGUAGAUGACCCCUAUUGAUUUUGGGGUCACUCCGUCAAAGGUCAAGGUCACAGGGGCCCGAACAUUGAAAACCAUUUCCAAUCAAUAACUAGAGAACCACCUGACCCAGAAUGUUGAAACUUCAUAGGAUGAUUGGUCAUAAAGAGUAGACGACCCCUAUUGUUUUUGGGGUCACUCCGUCAAAGGUCAAGGUCACAGGGGCCUGAACAUUGAAAACCAUUUCUGAUCAAUAACUAGAGAACCACUUGACCCAGAAUGUUGAAACUUCAUAGGAUGAUUGUACAUGCAAAGUAGAUGACCCCUAUCGAUUUUGAAGUCACUCCAUUAAAGGUCAAGGUCACAGGGGCCUGAACAUUGAAAACCAUUUCCGGUCAGUAACUUGAGAACCACUUGACCCAGAAUGUUGAAACUUAAUAGGAUGAUUGAUCAUAAAGAGUAGAUGACCCCUAACGAUUUUGGGGUCACUCUGUGAAAGGUCAAGGUCACAGGGGCCCGAACAUUGAAAACCAUUUCCGGUCAGUAACUUGAGAACCACUUGACCCAGAAUGAUGAAACUUCGUAGGAUUAUUGGUCAUGCAGAGUAGAUGAACCCUAACGAUUUUAGGGUCACUCUGUUAAAGGUCAAGGCCACAGGGGCCUGAACAUGGAAAACCAUUUCCAAUCAAUAACUUGAGAACCUCUCGACCCAAAAUGUUGAAACUUCAUAGGAUGAUUGUUCAUGCAGAGUAAAUGACCCUUAUUGUUUUUGGGGUCACUCCGUUAAAGGUCAAGGUCACAGGGGCCUGAACAUUGAUAACCAGUUCCGAUCAAUAACUUGAGAACCACUUGACCCAGAAUGUUGAAACUUCAUAGGAUGAUUGAACAUGCAGAGUAGAUGACCCCUAUUGAUUUUGGAGUCAGUCUAAUAAAGGUCUGGACAGUGGCCUGUUCAUGUAAAAUCAUUUUUUGGAAAUAACUUGAGAACCACUUGACCUACAAUGUUGAAACUUAAUAGGAUGAUUGGACAUGCAGAGUAGAUGACCCCUAUUUAUUUUGAGGUCACAGGUCAAGGUCACAGGAGCCUGAACAGUGACUUGAGAACCACUAGGCCACUAGCGUUGAAAUUUAGCGGGAUGACUGGACAUGCCAAGUAGAUGAUCCCUAUUGCAGCCAACCAUCAGUGUCUCUUUGACUUUCGCUCCUGACCCCUGUUGACUUCGUGCCUACAGGACUUUGCAUUGGGGGAGACAUGAGUUUUUUUACAAAAGCAUUUUCUAGUUUAAUCUUUAAGUACAUUAAAACGCCUGUCAAAAUGUCAGUCUAAAACCCAGCGGAGACCAAAAAUUGUUUUGUGAACAGUAGGCAUGGGACGCGUCCAAGGUCAAAUUCCGAUCAUCAUGCAUACAUAUGGUAUGUGUAGAUAUUCGGCUUUGGAGAACUUGGACAAAGAUUUAAUCUCAGGAAACUCGCGGUAUAUAUUGGUUUAAAAAUUUAUAAUGUAGCCAUCUUUUAUAUCCUGAUAACGUGACCGGGAAAACUGAAUGAAUUCAGUACCGUAUAAAAAUUAAUUUGUAGGGUUUGAAAUAGUUCAGAAUAUACAUGUAUAAUACCAAGUAAGACAUUUUUUACCGCGGUGCAUUAAAUUGUCACACAUCGUAUCGUGCAUAUUCAAAAUUGUGCGUCGUACAGUAGCAUUUCAGCGACCCGGGUGCAAUAGUACGAAACUAUGUUUCCAAAAUCACUAUAUACAUUCUUUGAUACCAACUAUCUGGGAAGAAAAUAGUAAUAUCAUUGCUUCAGCAAAUAUUCAACUAACUUGUAACAUAUGUUGUUUUGAUUACCUGAUUAAAAAUAGGCGAACCUCUUGCGGCACAGGGGAAGAGUGUCUGUCUCCUUACCAGGUGGUCAUUGUUUCAAAUCUUUGAUCAUUGAAUUAAAAGCCGUUUUCACUGCUAGCGAUUACUGGCUAGAACCUCGCGAAAUUGGUUUAAACAUAUUUUAUUUAUAAGUCAUUACAUGAAUAAUAUACAACAAAGGAAAUAAGGGAAUUAGACCUCGCGAAAUUGACUACAAGCGUAUAAAUAAGUUGGUACACUUCAGAUAAAAAAGAAUAAGUUUGCGGAUGUCUUGUUUAUAAAUAUGGUAGUCGAAAGUUUUGUAUAGAUACAUUAAUAAAAAAGGGUAUAAAAGGUAAAAGGAUAUUUUUUUAAAAAUGCGCCCACGCUGUUAAGAAUGCUUGUAAGACAAAAUGUAUGUAUAGCGGUAAUUCAUAUAUACAAUACAACGGAUAUUAAUAAAUCUUAUAACUGUCUUUUAUCGGAUACGUUAAAUGGAAACAGUAUUACGGCAUUAGAACCGGAUGCUAAAUAUGCCAAUGUUCCGUUAUGCAUAAAAAGCUUAUAUACAGUUUGAGAAAACCCCUAUAGUAAGUUCGCAGUCCGUGGUCCGCAGUACGCGUCGAAGUAAGCUGAAAAUCUCUACUAGAAGAGACUCUAUAUGAACUAUUUACUGAUCUAAUGAAUUAAGUUAUUGCUGCGUUCCAUUACUUCGAAACUCAAUUUCAUUAGAUUGUCAAUAAAUGAUCUAUAACUUUGAGGUAAUAUCCAAUGCGCAAUAAUCAACCUUAAGAUAAUUUCACGAUCAUAGACCUUUCUUAACCGGAUCUUUUGUUUUGUUUAGUUGUUGUUUUUUGCCAUUUUUAUAAACGGAAUACUAGUAACUUCGGCUUUUCCGAGAAAACAGCAGAGUAAAUCAGAGGAAACUAUUUUCUUAAGAACUAAUUAACUCAAACAUUUUUGUCGUAUUUCUUUAUGUUUUAUUUUAUCGAAAUGUAAACAUUUGUAUUUUUUGUUAUAAAAGCUUAAAAAAAUGAACGUGAGCGCUAAUGAUGAAAAGUUUUCAUAUCACAAGUCUUAGACCUAUUCUCUUCAGAGGAGGAGCAAAUUGAAUAGACCAGUAUAGACUGGCUACCAAAAUGCGGUUUGUUUGUUUUGAACAGAAUUCUUCUGACAAAAUUUACAUUGUAAUUAAGUAUAUUUGCUACACGUACUUUUUGACAGCCAAAUUAUUCUUUAGGUUUUGUAGUUAUACUAUAUAGACGUUUUGUUCAUGUAACAUUUUAAUCUGUAAAAUCUGUUGUUAUUUUAUAUAUUUUUUGUUCUUAAAACUAUUUUUAUACUGUAUUAAUUGACUGAAAUAAUUAUAUGUCAUUCAUUUAAUAUAUUAUUUUUACUCAGGGCGGUGAACUAUAUAAGUUCUCGUUUGUUCUACUGCCUUCCUUACUUGUGUAAUAUGCUGAUGUGCUGUAGUUCUAUGUAUACAUAUGUUUAAUUCUAUCUGUGAAGUAUCAUUGGUAUUAUAAAAAUGCAUGCCAACAUGGUGAUGAAUGUACAUUAUAUUAAUGAGAAACAGUCAGUUCUAUUGCAUUAUCAUCGCUACUAUCAUGUCUAAUAGAUGGUUUUUACAUAUAAAACUACUGUUACAGUAUUAUUUGCAUAUAAUUUGAAUACGUUUCAAAAUUGUGUGAAAGGUAUAGUAGUAAUAUCAUAUACUCUAUAUGUUCUUUCAAUUCAGAAAUUGAAAGUUCUUUUAUAUCGAAAAAUGUUUGUGAUUAAAAUCUGUUAAUGUG